UUAGAAGCCACCCAUACAGAGCCAGGAACCAUAGGCUCUCCUAUGCUCCAUGAACCAUGACUCCCUUCAAUCUGCAUUCAAAGUCCCUGUGGCCCAGCCCCGUCAUCUUCUCCGACGCUUCACUCCUUAUCUAGCUCUGGUCUAGUGGUUUGUCUUCAACUAAUGAUGGCUCCGAACAAGACCUCCGAAGUGGUGGAUACGCAUGAAGCCACUUGGAGCUCUCAAACUGAUGAUUUGGAGUUGGAAUCAUUGGAAUCUGAGUUGAAGCAAAUGGCGCACAAGAUUCUCGAACACCGAUCAACCUUACCGGAUCAGCUCAAAUCUACUCUUCUCUCUAUUCUUGACGCUCACAGACCACUUUUUCCACAUCCCUCUCACCAUGCUUCAACCCCCCCAGGUGCAUUGGACCAUAACAUUUAUCAGAGCGAAGGUUCACCUGCACCAGAAGAUCCAGAGACAGCCAAGAAAGUAAAAUUGCUGAAUGAGAAAAUCACACAGAAUUGUUCCACCAUGCCAGUCAUCCUGAAGCGGAUGAAAGAUUGCAUUGCAAGAAUUGAGAAGUUAGAUUCAUACAAUGCUGCGGUUAUACAUCCAGCCUUCAAGGCAAAGAAGACUGGUUAAGCAUACUGGGUAUACAUAUUUAUUUUCCUGAACAUUUGAGAUUGAAGGUAAUCCAGCAUUAACCAUUUUGGUAUUUUGCGCAAUGAAGCUGCACACACGCAUUCACAUGUUCAUAUUUUGAGAGUAUGAAGCAAAGCUUGGUUUAAGAUGUUUGGCAUUGUUUGGCCAUUUGUGACUCUUUCAAGUUGCAUCAUCCCCUGCCUACAGGAAAAAGAGGGAUUGUUAGUGUAAUAUGGUGAAGACUGAAGAGAAAGAUUGGAUAUUUAAUAAUCCUUAUUCUGCCUUCUAGUGUUUGUUUGGUUGAUGAUUAAUUGUAUGUAAGCAUCUUUUUUUUCUUUAUUGUAUGAUCAUUUUUGUUUGUUUGGUUGAUUGCUUGAUCAUUACUUGUAUGUAAGCCAUUUUAUGUAUUGAA
Molecule: messenger RNA, 1033 nt
Organism: Arachis duranensis
Lineage: Eukaryota; Viridiplantae; Streptophyta; Magnoliopsida; Fabales; Fabaceae
Exons: 2
Coding region: 163-621 (152 amino acids)
Source: RefSeq, a predicted model, not a curated record